UGUACAUCGUUGUUUCAGUAAUCAAUUUCCAAUUAUACUGUCCGGUCUCUCAUAUUAUUCAUUGUUGCAUGCCUAUGUUCGCUUCACAAUUACUAGUUAGGUAGGUAGGUACUUUCAAUGUAACGAAUAAAAAAGCAAUAAUGUAGUGAGCAGUGAGCAUGCACCACUGACACAAUAGUUUUUAGAUAAGUAAAACGCAAUGGGAGACAACAACCUCUGAUGAUAGGAACGAUUUAAAAAAACAAAUCUGACCGGGAAAGUGAAAAAAGUUUUCCCUGAACUUGAAUAGCGUACGGUCUCAUGGUUGAAUAACAAAACUCAAAUGUGUGCACCCGCAGAAAUGGUCCUUCAAUUAGACAAUUAUAACAAGACAAAUAAAAUCAAAACAAAACCAAAAUGUUGUCACCGGUAAAAUGUGAACUUUGCUGUGACUGAUUUGAUUUUUCAUAAGUGGUCACGAUAUAAACGCGUGCAAUUUCCUUGUAUAAACAGAAUUAGUGUUAAGUAAUACCUUUGGCGGUUAACCAUGAUUCAUGAAUCGAAUUUUCAACAACAAAAAGAACGAUAGCAGAUGACUCCGUCGGCCCGAAUUUUCAUGUGGUGAAAUUGUACAAAAAUGGCAUCCAAAACUCCGAAUUUAUUAGAACUUAAGCCUGCUUUGAACAAUCAGUCAAAGACAAAUGCCGACGAAACAUCACCAAGCCGUUCUCCGCGCAGUUCACCGACACAAAUAGGGAAACAGCUGCUGAAACCGUUGCAGAAACCGCUGCAGUUAUUUUCUAGUUCUGCAACAGGCAAUCCACGCAACAAAUGUGCCCUGAAACCCGGUCAUUCGCUGAUGGACUGGAUCCGAUUAGGUAGCUCUGGUUGUGAUUUAGCUGGAACUGGCGGUGUAGUUUCGGCUGUUAGUCAUAAGGAAUUGGCGAAAAAUUGUAAAUGUGAUGACGCUUGGCUGGCCAUUCGAGGGAAAGUGUACAAUGUUACGCGGUACAUGGACUUUCAUCCUGGAGGUACUGACGAACUGAUGAAAGGUGUCGGCAAAGAUGCCACGAAGAUUUUUGACGAAGUACAUGCAUGGGUAAAUUACGAACAAUUGCUGGGAAAGUGCUAUGUGGGACCACUACGAAAUAUCGCAACCAUAUCAAUUGGUGAUGACAAUGCAUCAUCAACAAACACGGAUUCGUUCAAAGCACCACCGGAUUCGUUCAAAGCACCACAUACGGUGGCCACGAACCAAUUGACACUAAAACCACCGACCAAUGCAAUGUCGGAGCCAAUCGAAGUGAUUCCACGAUUCGAUUGGAUUCAAAAGACCACUGAUUUGACUGUGAUUUUUUAUACCAAAUCGAUGUGCAAUCCCGGCUUCAGCGUCGAAUGUAUGGGCGAAUGUGAGGUGGUCGUUCGGAUUUUUAUUGAUCGAGUUAUGCAUUUCUGUUCGUUUCAAUUCACCCAUCCGGUGGUGUGGCCAUGUUCGAUUAAAAUGUCUAGCGAAACAGGUAAAAUUGAACUGUGCUUCACGAAAGCAGCACCUGCUCUGUGGACUAGUUUUGGUCUGUUGGAUCGACGGAAAACUACCGAGCUGACAAACUGCUUUGUCGAAUACGAUGUCAUUACAAGAGUACAAAUUUCGCACGAUUCUUAUGCAAUUAUUAUCAAACCCAAACAGAAUAUUUUACAACAUUUUCCCAUUGGUUAUCAUAUCAGCGUAACGGCCAAAAUUGAUGGAUCGGAAACGAGUCGCAGCUAUACACCAGUACCUACGUCAUAUCUGACUUUACCGUGCCCGAGUUCCUGCAUACCAUUUCUCAUCAAAUCCUACCCCACCGGCAUUCUAUCGAAGUUCCUAACAACCGGUGACCCUCUCGCAAAUUCCUUUUUCCUUUCGUAUCCCAAAGGCAAUUUUGUGCUUCAACACCUAAGCAACUUUAAUCGUUUCGGUAUUCUGGCUGCUGGCAGCGGUAUAACACCAAUGUUAAGUUUGUUGGAUUAUCUUCUCAAACGAACAAGCAACAAAGUUGAAGCAAUAAAUUUUUGUUAUUUCAAUAAAGUGGAGGAAAACAUUUGGUGUCGUGAGAGACUGGAUUUGUUAGCAGAGGGAAAUGAGCGCUUAAAAAUCACAUACUAUCUAUCCGAACCAUCACCGUCAUGGACUGGUCGAACCGGCCACAUAACUUCUGAUGUAAUCAAAACACUUAUCGAUCCAUCAACGGCAAAUAUAUCCACAUUCUGUUGUGUGUGCGGACCGCAACCAUUCAACGAAUUGGCUUUGGAAUUUUUGCAAGGUGCUGGUUUUCAAUCGAGUGAUUUGCAUAUUUUCCAUGGCUAAAAACAUGGUUUGCAAUGGGACGGGUGCUUACACUCCAACGAAAAAAUAAAAAUGAAAAAAAUUGUGCGGUUGGUAAAGGCAAAUAAAUUGUUUGUUUUUCUAUUUAGAUAGAUAUAUUCGUUCGUUCGAGGGUGCUUUAUGUAAAUAAAUUUGGAAGUUUUCAACGUAAGAAAAUUUAAAGAGAAAAAGUCUAUUUUCAGCUUUUUAUUUAAUCAAAUGUACAGUUUAGAUGAACGAGAUAUUGUAUGAAGAGAAUAAUAAAAAAAAUUGAGAAG
Molecule: messenger RNA, 2601 nt
Organism: Bradysia coprophila
Lineage: Eukaryota; Metazoa; Arthropoda; Insecta; Diptera; Sciaridae
Product: cytochrome b5 reductase 4
Biological process (GO): superoxide metabolic process
Cellular component (GO): cytoplasm; endoplasmic reticulum
Molecular function (GO): heme binding; cytochrome-b5 reductase activity, acting on NAD(P)H
Source: RefSeq, a predicted model, not a curated record